Messenger RNA from Corylus avellana, 2948 nucleotides. The record is from RefSeq and is a predicted model, not a curated record. Lineage: Eukaryota; Viridiplantae; Streptophyta; Magnoliopsida; Fagales; Betulaceae.
UCUGUUGGAAAUGGAAUCACACACUGCAAAUUGGACUUGCAUUCCCAAAAGGCAAAUCCCGGGAAAAGAAAUUCCGUGGAAAUGCCUGAACCGGAGGAACCCAAGUCAACGGGACCAACCGUAGCGGUGGAGGAGGAAGAGGAAGAGGAAGAGGGGGAGAGAGUAGAGGCGUUGAUCAUGGACUUCGAUGAUUUCGACGACUUCUGGUCGUUGGAUCAGAUCCUCUUGCUCUCCGACAACAACAUCGACAACAAUAGCCACCCCAUGUCACCGCUCUACGUCUAGCCCUCCGACCAGCACUUCUCUCCUCCCUGGGCCUUCUCAGAUGGAAACGACGACGCAGCGCAUGCCACCUCUCCUCUCCCGGACUCCUCUCCAUUGCUCUCCUGUACUCCCAAUUCAGUAACUGAAAUGCCAAUGGAGAAUGGAAAUAAUAUAAGAGUUCCAUCUCCCUUAUGGGUGAAGCCCCUGGCAUAUUGUGUAAUCAAGGAGAGGAUGACACAAGCACUUAGGUACUUCAUAGAUUUGAUGGAAAACAAUUUUCUAGCUCAGGUUUGGGCACCCACAAAGAAUGGGAGCCGGUACGUGCUCACAACUUCAGGGCAACCUUUUGUUAUUGAUCCACAUAGCAAUGGACUUCAUCAGUAUAGGAUGAUUUCUCUGACAUAUACGUAUUCUGUGGAUGAGGGGAACGGCGGAAUGCUUGGGCUUCCUGGCCGUGUUUUCCAGCAAAGGGUGCCAGAAUGGACUCCAAAUGUGCAGUAUUACUCCAGCAGAGAGUAUCCACGUCAUAAACAUGCCCAGAAUUACAAUGUUCAGGGAAGCUUGGCUUUGACUGUCUUUGAGUCUUAUCGCCAGUCCUGUGUUGGUGUAUUUGAGCUCAUCAUGACUUCACCGAAGAUCAACUAUGCUCCUGAGGUUGAUAAAGUCUGCAAAGCACUUGAGGCAGUAAAUCUGAAAAGUUCCGAGAUAUUGGAUCAUCCAAACACACAGAUUUGCAAUGAAGGUCGCCAGAAUUCGCUGGCUGAAAUUUUGGGAAUAUUGGCGGUUGUGUGCGAAACUCACAAAUUACCUUUGGCUCAGACUUAGGUUACAUGCAGGCAUCUCAGUGUUCUGGCCCAUGGUGGUGGUCUCGAGAACAGCUGUACUAGCUUUGACGGUGGUUGCAUGGGACAAGUCUGCAUGUCCACAACUGAUGUGGCCCUCUAUGUUGUAGAUGCUCACAUGUGUGGUUUCCGGGAGGCCUGUGUUGAGCAUCACUUGCAAAAGGAUCAGGGGGUUACUGGGAGAGCAUUUUCAUCCCAUAGCUUAUGCUUCUGUGAAAACAUUACCCUAUUCUGCAAAACUGAGUACCCCUUUGUACACUAUGCCCGCAUGUUUGGUUUAGCCAGCUGUUUUGCCAUCUGCUUUAGGAGCACACAUACUGGAGAUGAUGAUUACAUUCUAGAAUUUUUUCUGCCCUCAAGCAUUACAGACUUCUAUGAACAACGGACUUUAUUGGGCUCCCUAUUGGCAACGAUGAAGCAGCAUUUCCAGAGUCUUAAGGCUGCUUCUGGUAUUGAACUUGAAGAGGAAGUAUCUGUGGAAAUCAUUCAAGUUUCUACGGAUGAGAGUGUUGAUUCAAGACUGGAAUCAUUACAAAUACCCUUAUCUAUGGAAUCACCACCUAGGCCUGAUGGCUUGCUGAAUAAGGGAGAUAUGGUGCAGUUAGAAUCAUCAAAGCGGCAGUUAAUGUUGCACUUCGAUGACAUAAAUGAUAAAUGCACGAUGACAAAUAAUGGAGGCAGAAGCGUCAAUCACUUUUCUUCUUUAGAAAAUAAGGAGAUCAGAAAGACAUCAGAGAGCAAGCGUGGAAAAACUGAGAAAUCAAUGAGUCUAGAAGUUCUCCAACAAUAUUUUGCUGGUAGUCUUAAAGAUGCUGCAAAGAGCCUUGGUGUUUGCCCUAGUAAAAUGAAGCGUAUCUGUAGGCAGCAGGGGAUCUCCCGAUGGUCAUCUCGCAAGAUCAACAAGGUCAACCGUUCCCUCUCCAAGCUAAAGCGUGUAAUUGAAUCUGUUCCAGGUGCUAAAGGAGCAUUUGGUAAUUUACAUUCUCUCACCACGUGUCCUCUUCCUGUUACUGUUGACUCUCAGCCUUACAGUUUGAUUAGGUCCAAGUCCAACCCACAAACAUCACCAUCCUUUAAACUCACUGAACCUCAGAAAAAGAAUAAAUCACCCACAGGUAGAACGCUCAAAAACAACAAACAGGCUGGGAUGGAAGAUCAAUUGCAAGGACGAAGAAAGUUUAGUCCGAUGAACCUUAUUCGUCGUGAUCAUAGUAGUUCUCCACCAGAGCUUGGUAAAGGCCCAGACAGGUCCAAAACAAGGAGUGGCUCAUGUGAAGAGAGUGCUGGGAGCCCUACUUCACAUGGAUCAUGUCAAGGUAGUCUCCCAAAUCAAAGCACACCGGCAAAGCAUCUAUAUAUUUCCUCCAUCAACCAGAUAUGCGAUAAAGUAGGGGGCUCCCCUGAUGCUCUUUUGAUGACAGAACCUCAAGAAACAUUUGGAGGAAUGCUAAUUGAAGAUGCUGGAAAUUCAAAAGAUUUGAGAAAUCUAUUUCCUUCUGUACCAGAUGCUAUGUUGGAUGAGCAGGUCCCAGAGUUUUGUUCGAUUAAGCCUCCAUUUCCCAGUAUGGCUCCUAACCAAUCUAUGGCUACUCCGGCUCCCACCAUGCCAUAUGUUACAGGUAAGAAAGAGAUGAAGAGUGUCACGAUCAGGGCAACAUUUAGAGAAGAUAUUAUCAGGUUUCGGCUCUCUUUGAGUUCGGGCAUUUUGGAGCUGAAAGAGGAAGUAGCAAAGAGGUUGAAACCUGAAAUGGGAACAUUCGAUAUCAAGUAUCUGGAUGAUGAUAAUGAGUGGGUAUUGAUAGCCUGCGACGCAGACCUGCAGGAGUGCAUAGAUAUUUCAAG